AUGGGGGGCGUUUUGAGUUUGGCUGGUCCCAAAUGCAGGACCAGCGAUUAUAAUGAGAUGUUAAAUAAUGGAAGUUGCAAGAGGCAAAAGACAUCCUCAAUUUUUUAUGACGAGGAGAGCCCAAGAUUGGUUCCAUUUCUUCCUGAUGAGUUAUCAAUCCAGAUUCUUGCCAGACUCCCCAGAUCUUGCUACUUUAAUAUGAGGUUGGUGUCUCGGAAGUGGAAGACAACGUUUGAGAGUGCUGAGCUGUUUAAAGUUAGAAAAGAAUUUGGAUUAACAGAAGAGUGGCUAUAUGUAUUGAUUAAGGAUGAAGCAGAUAAACUAUCAUGGCAUGCUUUGGACCCUUUGUCAAGAAAUUGGCAGAGGUUGCCUCCAAUGCCGAAUGUUGUUUGUGCAGAAGAAUCUAAAAGGGGACUUUCUGGGCUUUGGUUGUGGAACGUGGUUGGGCCAGGCAUUAAAAUUGCUGAAGUCAUAAGGAGUUGGCUUGGGCAAAAGGACACGCUGGACCAAAUGCCAUUUGGUGGUUGUUCCAUUGGAGCUGUUGAUGGAUGCCUCUAUGUGCUUGGUGGGUUCUCUAGAGCUACCACUGUGAGAUGUGUAUGGCGGUAUGAUCCAAUAUUGAAUGAAUGGAGCAAAAUGACUUCCAUGUCUAUAGGUAGAGCAUACUGUAAGACGAGCAUAUUAAAUAACAAGCUAUAUGUUGUUGGGGGGGUUAGUCAGGGCCGAGGGGGAUUGACUCCUCUUCAAUCUGCUGAAGUUUUUGACCCUUGCAUGGGUACAUGGUCUGAUGUUCCAAGCAUGCCAUUCUCAAGAGCCCAAUUGGUGCCUACUGCCUAUUUGUCUGACCUGCUAAAGCCUAUCGCCACUGGGAUGACUUCUUACAUGGGAAGAUUAUUUGUCCCUCAAAGUUUAUACUCAUGGCCCUUCAUUGUUGAUGUUGGUGGAGAAAUAUAUGAUCCUGAAACAAAUUCAUGGACCGACAUGCCGACUGGCAUGGGAGAAGGCUGGCCUGCUCGGCAGGCGGGUACGAAAUUGAGUGUGGUGGUAGAUGGUGAAUUAUAUGCAUUUGAUCCGUCUACUUCUCCAGACAGUGGUAAGAUCAAGGUAUAUGAUCAGAAAGAAGAUACAUGGAAAGUUGUCAUUGGAAAAGUCCCCGUUGCUGAUUUUACAGAAUCGGAAUCUCCAUAUUUGCUCACGGGUUUUCAUGGAAAGAUUCAUGUCCUUACAAAAGAUGCCAAUCAUAACAUUGCAGUUAUGCAGGCUGACGUGCAAGAUAAUUUGGGUUCCCCAUUAAGCUCAACUUCUGUUUCUGCUGAGUCCUUGCAUGAGCAUUCUGACUCAUCAGAAACAGUUGUUUGGAAGGUCAUAGCCGGUAAAGAUUUUGGGUCUGCUGAACUUGUCGGUUGCCAAGUUCUUGAUAUAUAA
This is a messenger RNA of Dovyalis caffra, 1425 nucleotides long. Lineage: Eukaryota; Viridiplantae; Streptophyta; Magnoliopsida; Malpighiales; Salicaceae. The record is from the annotation of a GenBank genome assembly.